ACAUACAGGUUUUGGAACAACCUAAGCGCCGUCUUUUUCAUGGACGCCCCUGCUUAUUUCAGCAAGACAAUGCCAAGCCACAUUCAGCACGUGUUACAACAGCGUGGCUUUGUAAAAAAAAAAAAAAGAGUGCGGGUACUUUCCCGGCCCGCCUGCAGUCCAGACCUGUCUCCCAUUGAAAAUGUCUGGCGCAUAAUGAAGCGUAAAAUACGACAGCGGAGACCCCCGGACUGUUGAACGACUGAAGCUCUACAUAAAACAAGAAUGGGAAAUAAUUCCACUUUCAAAACUUCAACAAUUAGUUUCCUCAGUUCCCAAUCGUUUAUUGAGUGUUGUUAAAAGAAAAGGUGAUGUAACACAGUGGUGAACAUGCCCUUUCCCAACUACUUUGGGAAAGUUUAUGAGUUUGAACAUCAAAUAUCUUGUCUUUGUAGUGCAUUCAAUUGAAUAUGGGUUGAAAAGGAUUUGCAAAUCAUUGUAUUCCGUUUAUAUUUACAUCUAACACAAUUUCCCAAUUAAUAUGGAAACGGGGUUUGUAAAUAACAAAAUGCAAGGUACAGCCGUAUUGAUGUAUGAUGAACAAGUCACACAGCUGUAUGUGUGUUUAUUAAAAUAGUUAAGAGAGAGUCUUAAAAGGGGAGUGGAAAAAGAGAAGUUGGCAGAGGGAGGGGGACCUACUGUAGGCCUUGGUUGGCUACUGGAAGUCUCUGGAGACAUAGCAUGUGUUUAAAAGACCCAAAAAAGACUGGGAGAGAAAGGAUGACAGGCUGUCAGAGAUGAACAUUAGUCACUGGUGAGUGGAGGAAAUGGGGAUCUCUCAUCAGAGCAAAAAAACCUCGCCGGGAACGGCCGGAAGCCGCAGAGCGUCGAGCAGCAAAACGCCGCCGUGCCGCCCCUCGCUUAUUCGGACUGCGCGUCUCCGACCUCCGUUACUUCGCAACACUCCCGCGCGCAGACGGCGUGCUCGAGCCGCGCAGACACAGGCGCCGAGGCACGUGACGCAGGCACGCAGGGGCAGCGCACAGCUUGUGCAAGGUCGGCCGGCGUACGAGCAUCAGGCGUCACAGGGAGCUCACUCCAGCUGCACUUUCUACUGCUAUUUCUGUUACUGCUGUUAUUUCUGCUGCCUUACCUCGCUCUCCUUUUUUCUCCUCCUCCUCCUGCCUCCGAUUCCCCGUGCUCCACCCUCCACUCCGUCCUCGUCUACUUCCUCUUCCGCCUCGCCAACAUUAACUUCCUGCGCGGAUGAACUUCUGGCCCAUCCCGAUGCCAACCUGACUGUAUCUGCCUUGUCUUCCCUCUGCCCUCUGUCACCAUGCCUCACCUCUGAUGGUUCCGUCGCCUUCCUCUACACCUCCUCUUCUUCCGGUUCCUCCUCACCUCCCAGCUUUGGGGAUCCGGUCUUAUCCUACACUUCCACUCUGGAGCACAUCCCCAUCGGGCCCGCCCGCCCCCGGACGCUGCUACGCCAGCAGAGUCUCCAGCAGCCCCUCAUCCACCCGCCGGGCUCGAGUUUCGGCCACCCUCCGACCACGUCCCAGAGUUUGGGACAACUACACACCGCACCUGGACAGCCCGGGGGAGGCGGGGCCGCCGGGAGAGGAGAUGGAGGUGGUGACGGCGGUGGCGAGGGUGGAGGUGCAGGUAAAAGAGCUGUUCCACGGGCCACGCGGGGAGGCCCCGCAGGGGCUGGUGCCUCUCGCUAUAGGGGAGGCGGCGCAGGAGACCGCUCACGUGGUAAUCCUGGCAGCUGGGAUUACAUGAUGGACGAGAUCCGGAAUCGUGGCCUGGACGUCAAAUCCUUUCUUGAAGGAAAGCUGGUGGUCCUGUCUUUGGCCAUCGGUGUGGCCGAGCAAGACGACUUUGCCAAUAUCCCUGACCUGCAAGAAACGGCACAGGCGGCCCCUGCAGCCGGUCAGGAGCCCCCCCUCGAGAAGAGGGGUAACAAGCCAGCCAACAGCCCCAAAGGCCAACCCCCCGAUGCUGACGGCCACUCCUCCGUAACUGACCUGGCCAACUCUCUCACUGGAGACAUGGUGAUGCUGUCUCCAGGUUCGGAGGAUGACGAUGGCGAGGGGCCUAUCAGUGAGAAGCUGGGCCGUAUCCAGUUCAGCAUAGGCUACAGCUUCCAGAACACAACCCUCACAGUCAAAGUUCUCAGGGGCCAGGAGCUACCAGCCAAGGACUUUUCCGGUACCUCGGAUCCCUUCGUUAAAAUCUACCUGCUGCCUGAUAAAAAGCACAAACUGGAAACCAAGAUCAAGAGGAAGAACCUCAACCCCCACUGGAAUGAAACCUUCUUGUUUGAAGGUUUCCCCUAUGAGAAGGUGAGGGAGCGCACACUUUACCUUCAGGUGUUGGACUACGACCGCUUCAGCAGGAAUGACCCUAUUGGAGAGGUCUCAAUCCCCCUUAACAAGGUGGAACUGGGCCAGAUAAAGACCUUCUGGAAGGAGCUCAAGCCCUGCAGUGAUGGCAGUGGAAGACGAGGGGAUUUGCUGGUGUCUCUGUGCUAUAAUCCCACUGCCAACACCAUAACUGUGAACAUCAUCAAAGCUCGUAAUCUCAAAGCCAUGGAUAUCGGGGGUACCUCAGAUCCCUACGUGAAGGUGUGGCUGAUGCACAAAGACCGGCGCGUAGAAAAGAAAAAGACGGUCACGAUGAAGCGCUGUCUCAAUCCCGUCUUCAACGAGUCCUUCCCCUUCGACGUGCCCGCCCAUGUGCUGAGGGAGACCACCAUCAUCAUCACUGUCAUGGACAAGGACAGACUCAGUCGCAACGAUGUUAUUGGCAAGAUCUACCUGUCGUGGAAGAGCGGACCAGCCGAGGUGAAGCACUGGAAAGACAUGCUGGCUCGGCCGCGCACCAACGUAGCCCAGUGGCACGCUCUUAAGGCCUGAUGGCACCGCCCCACCCGCCUCCGUGGCCCCUUCUUUCUUCCCGCCCUCCCCCCGGCCCUUCCCGUCCCGUCCUUAUGCACAAGACUGACUUGCUGCCAGGCUGCGAAACACGGGUACAAUUAGCCAUCUGCUCUCUUAAACCUUUAAACUUCUUCUCUCGUCCUCUCUAGCUGUUUUCUUGUUCCCUCUUCUCAUAACGGUCCCCGUCUCCAUUUUUCCGUGUAGUUGACUCUCCUCUCUCUCUCUCUUCGCUUCUGACUGCCCAAAAACGUCCCUCCGCACUUGGCGGAGGUUUCAUUUCUUUCUUUCUAUUUGCGGACCCCUCGGUCCUGAACUGCACUACAGCCUGACCCACUGAAGGUGCCAGUCCCGUGGGAUCACAGGGAAGUGACAUACAGUAUAAUCCUAGUGUGUAAUUAUUCCAGGUAAACAAUACUCUACAGUAUGUACUGUAUGUACAUAAACGUACUGGUAUAUUAGGCCGAUAGAACUCCCCCCCAUGUGUGCUUUCUCCGCCACCUCCCUUCUCUUCAUCCGUCUCCAGUGUGCUAUAUCUUCCAUUACGUUUCUCCCCUCCUUUUACUUCAGUGUGGUUUAAUGUUUGACUGAAGUCGUAGAAAGCAAUCAAUACUCGGUUCGUAAAGAAACCAGCUCAGCUCAAGAUGCUGUUGAUGAUACUAGUGUCUCUCUCCCUAUUCUCUCAUUUCCUCUUUAUUGUUCCCUCUUACUCAUCCCCUGGUACGAUAUUAUAGUGGACCCCCUUACUCCCACCCGCCACCUCGCCCCCUUGUUGUCCGUGUACCGUGGGUGCUGUGUCGUAGCUCCAACAAAAAGAGAGGUUUAAAGACAUACUGUAUAUGUACUGAACUUUCCCGAAACUGGGGAAGCGGGAUGGAUUUCUUUUUCAACGGGGAGAGAAAAAAGAAGACGGGGAUGGGGGGAAACAACUCUCAAUCCGAGACGUUACGAUGAUGUCAUUUUUCACAGCGGCGGAGGGAACCAAUUUCGAAUCUUCCCUGCAACAAAGGCAAUGCGACGUUUGUGCUGUUCUGUGUGCAUGCGGUCUUGUUUUGCCCUGUUGUGCUGAAGAUCUCAGAGAACCUCUCCCAUUUUCCUCACCUGUUUUCGUCUGUGGCGCAUCCGCCUGGUGCGCAUGUGUGUGUGUGUGUGUGUGUGUGUGUGUGUGUGAGACGGGCAUACAGGAGCAACACGACUCUGACGCAGCAGUCUUCUCUUUUCUCUUUCUCUCUUCUUACUGCCAUCAAUUCCCCAACCUCCUUUUAAAGGGGAACAUUAUCACAAUUUCAGAAUGGUUAAAACCAUUAAAUUCCCAGUGGCUUAUUAUAUUUUUCGAAGUUUUUUUCAAAAUUUUACCCAUCACGCAAUAUCCCUAAAAAAAAAGCUUCAAAGUGCCUGAUUUUAACCAUCGUUAUAUACACCCGUCCAUUUUCCCGUGACGUCACAUAGUGAAGCCAACACAAACAAACAUGGCGGAAAGAAGAGCAAGCUAUAGCGACAUUAGCUCGGAUUCAGACUCGGAUUUCAGCGGCUUAAGCGAUUCAACAGAUUACGCAUGUAUUGAAACGGAUGGUUGUAGUGUGGAGGCAGGUAGCGAAAACGAAAUUGAAGAAGAAACUGAACCCUCCCGGAUUUUCCGGGAGACUCCCGAAAUUCAGCGCCUCUCCCGAAAAU
Nerophis lumbriciformis (worm pipefish) is the source of this 4592-nucleotide messenger RNA. RefSeq lists its product as uncharacterized. Gene Ontology annotation, biological process: vesicle fusion; calcium ion-regulated exocytosis of neurotransmitter. The record is from RefSeq and is a predicted model, not a curated record. Gene Ontology annotation, cellular component: axon; synapse; synaptic vesicle. NCBI's taxonomy places the organism in Eukaryota, Metazoa, Chordata, Actinopteri, Syngnathiformes, Syngnathidae. Gene Ontology annotation, molecular function: clathrin binding; calcium ion binding; calcium-dependent phospholipid binding.